CCUAUACACAGUAUAUGUUAGAAAACUAAUUCCGUUUUAGGUCACCAUCACAUACAGCUUGCUUGAUCAACUGUUACUCCUGAGCCGUUCAAGCACUUGCCAGCAACUCCUCAUGCACCUGCGCAUUUCUCCUCCAUUUUCAACUUCCGGUUUCCGGUGUAAACAACAAAGUUGGUAGGAUGUUGGAUGUUGCAGUUGGUACAACUUAAACUCGAAGUUUAAAGUUGUCGAACGUUAGUCAUCAGUCUGGUUGCUGAGGAGUAAACAAGGAUGAAGUUCUAUGUGCAUACAGAAGAUCCACCCUUCACCAUGGUUGUCAGAUGGAAUGAAAAUGAUGACAAAUGUUUGCAGAAUCUUGUAGAUAUUUUCUGGAGCAAUUUCAAAUCAAAAUACCCAGAUGUGGAGGGAAGAAUUGAUAAAUCAACAGUUAAAAUAUGGAAAGGGACAAAGGCAUUAGACUUGUCUAGCAAAGUUUUACAAAAAGUGAAAAAUAUGGAUGACAUAUAUAUAAAGUGGAUGACAAUGCCACAUGAGAACAAGAAGGAACGAAAUGCAGAGAAAGUUCCAUCUGAAACUGUUGAACCAUCCUCUUCGAAGAAUUCAGUAAAUGCAGAUAAUGUAUCUGAAAAGAACCACUCUUUAAAGAAAAUGGAUUCUUCAUACUCAGUGUCAGAAUUACUAGAAUUAGCUGAUGCCUUGUCUUCUAAAUGCCGAAUCCAGCAUGCCAUUGUUUUAUACAGUGAUAUCCUCAAAAAAGAACCCAACAACCAAUCUGCUAUCAUUGGCAUUGCUGAUUGCUAUCUACAAGCUGGGAGACCCAAUAAAGCACUAUCAUGUUUGAAACAAGCACAAAAAGUAAAGGACACAGCUUUCAAACUUGGACAAUGCUACUUUAAGCUGGGCGAGUUUGAUAAGGCUGUAGAAACAUUGAUGGGGUAUUGUAAGGAACUGCGGAACAGAGGGGGGACUUCAGCAGCUCAUAAACAGGAUGUCCAGGUUUGGCUUGCUAGAGCGUAUGUUGGGAAAGGCCAAAAAGAUAUGGCUUUGGUAGUUUUACAGGGCGUAUUGAGGGAAAACCAGGAACAUUUAGAUGCCUUGACAGAGUAUGCUCCCCUGAUUUUUCCUCUGGGUCCUAAACAAAAGGAGGAGGCCAUGACCAUCAUGCUGACUGUGCUGGUCAACAAACGAGAUGAUAAUUAUGUGAAAGAAAAAUUUGCCUUUUUGUGUCAACAAGAACAUGGAAUGCAGGUGUUAGAGAGCAUGUCAGGCCAGGCUUGGAGUGAUGUCCCUGCUGUUGUUUUUAUGGCAACUAGUCUUCGUGAUGUUGGAGCUAUUAAGGAGGCUGAAGCAUUACUGAAGCAUGCUAACAUGCUGCAGCCAGAAAAUCCCCACACUUUGUUAACUUAUGUUCAUACUCUAGAGCUGGUUGAAAAACAUACAGAAGCUGUCCAAGAAAUUAUUACCUACAUAACUCGAUGGCCAGAUAAGGAAAUAGGGAACUUUAAGAUUGGAGCUUUACUGCCAAUCAUGAAUCACUUCCAUGGUGAUGUAUACCUUAAUGUUCCAGAAGCAGAUUUGCCCAACAAUUCAGUUUCCACAGUAACUACAGCUGAACCGUAUCCUGAGGAUGUUAACUAUCUACUGGCUGUUAUCUUUACUUUAGUCAAGAUUCUGUUCAUCAAAGGAGCAUUAGCCUUCAUAAAACCAAUCACAAGUUUGAUAGAUCCACUGACAAAGGGGCAUGAACUCCACAAAACAAACAUAAGAAAUGAGGCUGCCUACUUCUCAUGCAUUAACCAGUUGCAGGAAGUGAGAGUCGAUGUCAACCACGUAGUUUCCUGUGAUCAGUAUGUAUACUUUGUAGGAGACAGCCAUUGUGUUCCACCAGCAUGGCAGCCCAUCCAGUUCAAGGCAGAGGAGAAGAUAAUCCACCCGAUCUUGUCUACAGGGACAAAAAUCUGGCAUCUACGGGAGGAGAGCAUAUUUUAUCCUAAACACAACUUUAAUUCAGCAAUAAGCAAGAUUCCUGAUGGUGCAACAACAGUGUUUUGUUUUGGAGAGAUUGAUUGCAGAGAAGCUCUUCUGCUGUGUAUGGAAAAAGCCAAAUAUGAUAGCUUAGAGGAAGGAAUGGACCGGGUGAUAGAAAUCUAUGUUGAUCUGUUGACAAGGUUACAGAGUCUCCAUCACUGGGACGUUUAUGUACACCCUGUGUUACCUGUACUAGAUUUAACCAGGGCUUUGGUUAUGCAGUUUAACCAGAGAAUGAUGAAAAAAUUGUCCAAUACCAGUCUUAAAUGGCUAGGUUUUGUGGACAGUCUGCUGACUAAGGAAAGUGGAGAACUUAAACUAAAGAAACAAUAUGAGUUUGAUGGGACACAUGUUCAUCCCUGUUACCUUGAAGUUUUACAGAAAUCUCUACAGAAUCAGGCUUGACUUGUUACCUAGAAGUAUUAGAGAAUUCUCUAGCAGAGGGUCUGACUUUGAGUUUUUAGAGAAGUGGGUGUGACUUUGUUACCUAGAAGUAUUAGAGAAUUCUCUAGCAGAGGGUCUGACUGUGAGUUUUUAGAGAAGUGGGUGUGACUUGUUACCUAGAAAUAUUAGAGAAUUCUCUAGCAGAGGGUCUGACUUUGAGUUUUUAGAGAAGUGGGUGUGACUUGUUACCUAGAAGUAUUAGAGAAUCCUCUAGCAUGAAAUGGGGAUUUGGAGUUUUA
Messenger RNA from Saccostrea cuccullata (small rock oyster), 2711 nucleotides. RefSeq lists its product as uncharacterized. The coding region runs from base 271 to 2433 and encodes 720 amino acids. The record is from RefSeq and is a predicted model, not a curated record. The transcript has 20 exons. NCBI's taxonomy places the organism in Eukaryota, Metazoa, Mollusca, Bivalvia, Ostreida, Ostreidae. Gene Ontology annotation, molecular function: protein binding.